Molecule: messenger RNA, 1053 nt
Organism: Rotaria sordida
Lineage: Eukaryota; Metazoa; Rotifera; Eurotatoria; Philodinida; Philodinidae
Source: the annotation of a GenBank genome assembly
AUGGAUUCAUCAACAACACAAAAUCAAAAUUCUUUAUCAACAUCUUAUCAUUCUGAACCAAAUUCACAACAACCUAAAAAUGAAAGUUUUACAACUAUAAUUCGACCAACAAUAAAAAAUGUUGAAAAAUAUAAACAAGAUUCUCAUCAAAGAAACAUUUUUGAAUCUGAUUUUAAUAAUUUAAAUACAAAAAGUCAAGAACUUAUUUUACGUACAGUUGAUAAAAUAAAAAAAGACGAUAGUCAACAUGUUUUAAAUACAUUAGAUGAAAGUCGAAAUAUAAUAAGAAGUUCAUUUGAAGAAUUUAAACGUGAACAAGAUGAAUGUCGAAGAGAACUUGAAGAAAUUUUAAAACAUAAAACAACAAAAGAAAUCCGUAAAGAAAAUGCAAUUCCACUUUCAAUAUUUAUGCGAAAAAAACGUGAUAUCGAUGAAUUUUCUGAUAUACGUUCGAGCUCAGGUACAAGUUCAACAGAUCAAAAUAACCUACAACAUCCAACAGAUAAGGCUGCUGUUCUUAAAUAUCUUCGUCGACGUGAAAGACGAAAACGUGCCGAAGAAACUAAAAAAAAUAAUCAAUUAUCUGAUAAUAUGUUAGAAAAAUACACAGCAGAACUUAUACGAAAAAUGGAAGGUGUAGAUAUUAAAUUAAAAAGUGAAAGAGAACGACAAAAUGAAAUUUUACGUGCUCGUGUAAAUGAAAAGAAAAUCAAAACAAAUAAUAUUAUUCAAACUAAUGAAAUUAUUGGUCAAGCUAAUGAAGCCGAUUUAGCUCGGCAACGUAUUGAAAAAACACAUCGAAAAAAAAUUGAAACACGUUUAUCAGCUGUACGUCAUCUACAAAAUCGUAAUCCAAAAAAUAUAAUUCAUGUUCAAGGUAAUUUAAAUGAAAAUGAUGAUGAAAAAUUAAAUGACGAACAAAUUGAAACAACUAAAAAGUCUAUUCAAUUAUUAAAUAAUAAUGAUGAAUAUCGACAAAUACGUUCAACAACAACAACACCAGUUUAUGGAAAUGGAAAUACAAAUGAUAAAGUUGCGACUAUUGACAUUUAA